Molecule: messenger RNA, 1384 nt
Organism: Hemibagrus wyckioides
Lineage: Eukaryota; Metazoa; Chordata; Actinopteri; Siluriformes; Bagridae
Gene: nsmce1
Product: NSE1 homolog, SMC5-SMC6 complex component
Exons: 8
Coding region: 195-1001 (268 amino acids)
Biological process (GO): DNA damage tolerance; double-strand break repair via homologous recombination
Cellular component (GO): Smc5-Smc6 complex; nucleus
Molecular function (GO): ubiquitin-protein transferase activity
Source: RefSeq, a predicted model, not a curated record
UUGUUCACUUCGUAGGGCACAAAAGUAACACUUAGCACGCACUAUGUAGAGCCCUCUGUGUGCUAAGGAAGCCAUUUUGGAUUGAGGCCGUGUGUUAGCAGGCGGUAGAGCGCGGUCUAUUGAAAACAUCGGAUGCUACGUUAUAAACUUCUGCCUUUAUCUAAUUCCCGUCAUAGAGCAGACGAUCCAGCACCAUGUCCCGGCCCAUGGGCGACAGCCAUAAGCGCUUUUUACAGACCAUGAUGAGGAACGGUAUAAUCAGUAGUGUUCAAGCCAAGGCACUUUAUCGUCAUUGUUGUGAGACUCACGGAGCCCAUUAUCUGCCAGAUAAGUUGGAGGAAUUCAUCGACGUGAUCAAUACUACUCUUCAGCCCAUGUUCAUGCACAUUAGAAAAGGCUCGUCGGAGGAGGAUGGAGCACAGCACUACGCCUUGGUGAACAUGGCCGAAACGGACAUCACCAGAAUGUCUUCUGAUUACGCCGAUAACGAGCUGGAGCUGUUCAGGAAGACGAUGGAUAUGAUUUUAGACACAGAGAACGGUAUCGUCUCUUCCACCGAUCUCCUGAAUUGUGCCGAUCGUCUCCAGACAAAGAAAAUGAAAAAGAAAGAGACGGAGCACGUGCUGAAUAAGUUUGUCCAGGACAAGUGGUUAAAUGAGAAACAAGGUGAAUACACUUUAAGCACUCGCUGUAUCAUCGAGAUGGAGCAGUAUAUACGUAAAGUUUACCAGGACCUCAUCAGACUGUGCUACGUGUGCCACAACAUCGUCUUACAGGGCCAAAUCUGUGAAAACCCUGAUUGCGGGAUCAAGAUGCAUUAUUACUGCGUGGCCAGAUAUUUUAAAGGACGCAUCGAUCCACAUUGCCCUUCCUGCAGUAUCUUCUGGGCUCAUGAGAUCCCCGAAAUCCAGUCAGAGCCACAAAGCCAGUCUUCAUCUGCGAGAGAGACGGCUACUCCUGCACCCUCCACGUCUACCACACGCCGCUCCAGGAGGCUGUGAUGAAGCUGCAUCCUCAUCUCAGGGCUGGAGUGGAGAUGUAAAUGUGAUAAAUUCAACUGGUUGUGUUUUAUUUGCUUGUUUUUAAGAAAUAUGCUGUACAGGAUGACCAUAUAGUUAACAGGAAAGGGAAAAGUAAUUGCAUUAUAGAUAUCCUGAAAUAAUAAAUAAAAAUGAGACCCAACUGCUGUAGGGAAGGUCACAUAGACUUUGAAAGAAUCUGGAAAUAUUUAGAAUAGUAAAAUAAUAAAAUUAUUGGAUUAUAAUUAAACUCAAAUGUUCCCACUUUAAUAUUUUUAUGCCUUUAAUACAAAUAUGUAUAUUGUUUACACAUGUUGUAGUAAAAACAUUUUUAAAAUGGAUUAUGUUGCUGGAUGUUGUUGUAA